CAACUUGAUCUUGCAUCUCGAAAUCAGAUACAAUGCUGAUCCAAGAAACCCACAAAGAUGUACCUACCCAGGCGGGUGGGGAUAUGAGAAUCUUCAUCUUCAGCCCAACUCUUGCAAACUACCCUAAGGCAAAGUUUCCGGGCGUUGUUGUGUUUAGUGAGAUUUACCAAGUCACCGGACCCGUAGCCCGCUUCGCUCGACAAAUAGCGUCGCAGGGAUACAUCGUCGCGGCUCCAUCGUCGUAUCACGAGUUCACUGGACCGGAGGCACUUGCGUAUGAUGGACCCGGAACCGACAAAGGCAAUGAGUGGAAGAUAGCGAAGAAAGUCAAAGCUUAUGAUGAAGAUGCGAGAUUGGCGGUUGACCUCUUGCUUGAGCUACCAACAUGCAAUGGACGAGUGGGCGCUACAGGCAUGUGCCUCGGUGGCCAUUUGGCCUACCGAUGUGCUCUUGAUCCCCGCGUUGUCUCUGCGAUCUGCUACUUUGCCACGGACAUCCACAGUAAAUCCCUUGGAGCCGGCAAGAACGAUGAUUCUCUUGCUCGCGCUAGGGACAUCAAGGGUGAAUUAGUCAUGAUCUUCGGCAAGAUGGACAACCACGUACCGCCUCAGGGGCGUGACUUGAUUCGCAAGACAUUGCACGAGGCGGGUGUUACGUUCUCGUUCUAUGAACCGGCUUGGGCACAACAUGCGUUCAUUCGCGACGAGCUCAGCAAAGGACGGUAUGACGCGGCGCUUACUGGCAUAUGCUUUGAGAUGCUGAAAGAGUUGUUCAACCGCACGCUACGGUCAGACUUGGGACCACGAUCUGGAGGCGACAUCGAGAUUGAGGAUGUGUGCUAGUAGGGAAAUGACUGUUUAAAAACCGGAAGGCGCUGGACACAAAUCUGCGGUGCACUCACGUUUCAGCUGGUGGAUAUUGCUAGUCUCGGUUAACUAGUUCCCCUUUUCACCUAAGGAACAAAAUAGUGAAGAUGACUUAUAUUCCAGCCUCUUCGAACUUGCACUGUUAUCUUCCGGCUUCAGCGCCAUCCGAAUUACGCCGAGCGCGGCCGUUCGCUACACAUUACCGAAUACGCUUGUCAGCCGUUCUUGACCGGAAAUCUUGACCGGAGACCUGAACCUUAACCAGCGAGGAGGGGUCAACGCGAAUCUAGACCACUUUAUGGGGUGACAAGGCUGAAGCUGAUGUGCAUUAUUUAUAGAACCUGUUUUGCUCGACAGACGCCUCAAAGUUCAAUGCUGACAUAUUAACGUCUUUAAGCGGUUUGACCGCAGUUAUCUCAAACGGAACUCCAGCUGUAUUAAUACUACCUCACUAUAC
This is a messenger RNA of Cucurbitaria berberidis CBS 394.84, 1323 nucleotides long. RefSeq names its product alpha/beta-hydrolase. Bases 33 to 842 code for a protein of 269 amino acids. The record is from RefSeq and is a predicted model, not a curated record. The transcript has 5 exons. Lineage: Eukaryota; Fungi; Ascomycota; Dothideomycetes; Pleosporales; Cucurbitariaceae. Gene Ontology annotation, molecular function: hydrolase activity.